Molecule: messenger RNA, 1701 nt
Organism: Cannabis sativa
Lineage: Eukaryota; Viridiplantae; Streptophyta; Magnoliopsida; Rosales; Cannabaceae
Exons: 5
Coding region: 331-1440 (369 amino acids)
Source: RefSeq, a predicted model, not a curated record
AUAUUGUGCACACAAAAAGUCGCACAACUCAUCUUACCGAUCCAUUUCUUCUUCUUCUUCUUCUCUAAUCUUAUUUUUCUUCUGAAAGAAAAAACCCCCCCCAUUUUUCUGAAACAAAAACCCCAUUUUCUCUUCUCCUUUCCUCUCUCAGUCCUUGAAUUCAGCCUUCAUAGCCAUGAAAACUCAGGCUCCGAAAAACUCAGGUUCCAGCUUUCACGCGGGUUUUGGCUAGUUUAGUUGUUUGUUUUUCAUCUAAAGAGUUCUCGUUUUACUCCAUCGAAUUGCUGCUGCCCACUAAAGUCUCUAUAAUAAUCUUUUCGUAUUUCAAAGAUGACAAUCGAUAAGGGUUGGAUAUUUUUACGGGAUCGCACUAAUCCUGCUUACUGGAGAGGUAUCUUAGCCUUUUCAGAAAUGGCUGAACAACACAAGGGCUCUGACGGUAAAAUCAGAUGUCCUUGUGUGAAAUGCGUCAACAACAAACGACACACUCCAGUGGAUGUGCGUGGACACAUAUUGCGUUGGGGUUUUCAAACUAGCUACGAGCAGUGGGUUUUUCACGGAGAAGAGGAAGCUAUUGUAGCUGAUGUGGUAGUCGAUGAGAAUGAUGUAGAUGAGAUGCGUGAUGAUCGAGAAAAUAUGAAAUAUGUUUCAACCCAAGGAACAAAAUCUUUGGCUGAGAGGCGUCAUGAAUUAGAGCAGUUGCAAGCAGCUCGAGAAGCUCGUUCUCAGAUAGAUUCUGAAUCUGGGUCAUCAACUGAUCAUGUCAGCAUCUUUGAAGAGGCGUUGGGUCAGAGGCGGGGUCACGUUCGUGGAAUUGGUCGUAGAUUGAAGGGUUCAUCUUCAAGUAGUCGUGCCCAAUCCACCCAAUCACAGGCACCUUCACAAGAUUUGGUAAAUGACAUGAGUGUGAUGUUUACUCUCUUCUCAUCUCAAAUAGACCCAUUAAAUAUGGACCCUACAAAGCUAGCAAUGUUUAAUAUGCUUAAGAAUAAGUACUCCACUCCAGCGCCUCAACCGUCUCAGAAAAACAUGUCUCAAGGAUCCCCUGCACAUUCUCAACAUUCAGCGGCAUCAUCUGACAUGCAAAAAUCUUCGACAUCACAGCCUCAACAUCAACUACAGCCGCUCUCGCAGCCCUUGCCACAACCAUCACACCCUCCACCGCCUUACCCUUACAUGUAUGGACCACCGUACACACAUCCAUACAUGUACGGAGAAAUUUCACAGCAGCGUCCUUCUGCUUUCUUUCCAGGGUUGACUGAUAUGGCUGGAUCAUCACAGCAACCUUCGCCAUCACAGCAGGCUCAGCCAGCCUACCCAUAUCAAUGGAUGAUGGGGGCACCGACAUCUCAGCCGCUACAGCCACCACAUACAUCACAGCCGCUACAACCACCUCAGACAUCACAGCCGCUACAACAACCUCAAACAUCACAGCGCUAGCCAUCGAGCCUUCCAGAGUUCGAUAAGAACGAGAGAUCAAAUGACUUUUUAUCUCAGUUGUAGAACUAAAAGACUACUAUUAUAUUUUUUUUUUGGAAGAACUAUUAUAAUAUUUUUUUUCUCUAAUUAAGUUGUCUUAGUUAUUAAUAUUUGUAAGAACUAUUUAAUUUUAUUAUGUUAUUGUGCUACUAUAUUAAUGAAGUAAUUUAAAUUUGAUAUUAAUUAUUAUUUUUAAUUUUAUUUGUUAUUAUUAUUAUUUUU